Molecule: messenger RNA, 249 nt
Organism: Microthlaspi erraticum
Lineage: Eukaryota; Viridiplantae; Streptophyta; Magnoliopsida; Brassicales; Brassicaceae
Source: the annotation of a GenBank genome assembly
AUGGGGAUUGUUGGACCCAGAUUCCACACCUGGAAUCUAGCCCUUAACUGCCAUCCGAGCUAUUCCGGUCGACGUAAAGACGAGCUCCAGCUCGAUCAAGGACCAGGUCGGCACUGCGAAGAAAGACGAAGUCAAAGAAGAUCUCCUUCAAAUCCGGUCUGGUCCGAGAUCACCGGGAUCGUUAGCUGCACGUGGCGAGAUACGCGGAGGUGGAUCGUAGCUGAUUCUGGAGCUAUAAAAGGAGCUUGA